Westerdykella ornata is the source of this 1767-nucleotide messenger RNA. RefSeq names its product phosphatases II. Gene Ontology annotation, cellular component: nucleus; cell projection; cytosol. The transcript is spliced from 3 exons. Gene Ontology annotation, molecular function: protein tyrosine/serine/threonine phosphatase activity; protein tyrosine phosphatase activity; phosphatidylinositol-3,4,5-trisphosphate 3-phosphatase activity. Lineage: Eukaryota; Fungi; Ascomycota; Dothideomycetes; Pleosporales; Sporormiaceae. The record is from RefSeq and is a predicted model, not a curated record. Bases 154 to 1653 code for a protein of 499 amino acids. Gene Ontology annotation, biological process: regulation of phosphatidylinositol 3-kinase/protein kinase B signal transduction; negative regulation of cell population proliferation; protein dephosphorylation.
GGCCUAUUGCUAAGAUGACGUCGCCGGGUAUUCCCGACCCCAUCAACGUUCUCCCACUAGAGCGACGGUUCUCAUUCACCAGCCAUGGCUCUAGCACCUCGAAGCUCCUUUUGCUACUGAGAGUGCGCUAAUACUAGGCCUUUCGCGAACAAUAUGGUGUCCCUCUUGCGCCAGAUUGUGGCAGGACCCCGGUCCCGGCACCCUGAAGCGGGUCUCGAUUUAUGCUAUGUCACGGACAGAAUCAUUGCGACUUCGGGUCCCAGCGACGCUUACCCACAGCGCGCAUAUCGCAAUCCUCUCGAUUCACUCGUGAACUGGCUGAAUAGCAAGCAUGGCGACGACUGGGCGAUAUGGGAAUUCCGUGCCGAGGGCACAGGAUACCCCGACAGCGCAGUCUACAACCGCAUCUACCAUUACCCCUUUCCCGAUCAUCACCCUCCCCCAUUCGCACUGAUCCCAAAUAUCAUGGCCAGUAUGAGGAAUUGGCUUCAUGAGAAGGAGGACAGAGUCGCAGUGCUUCAUUGCAAAGCCGGCAAGGGCAGGAGCGGCACUGUAAGCUGCAGUUACCUGAUCAGCGAAGAGGAAUGGGAUGUCGAUAAGGCGCUCAAACGGUUCACGGAACGGCGAAUGCGGCCAGGUAUGGGAAAGGGAGUGAGCAUACCAAGUCAGCUGAGGUGGAUCGGCUACGUCAAUCGUUGGGCAAAACACGGGAAGAUAUAUGUAGAACGUCAGGUUGAAGUACUCGAAAUUCACUGCUGGGGUCUAAGGGACGGGGUCAAAAUCCAAAUCGAGGGUUUCGUGGAAGGCGGCAAGAGGAUCAAGACUUUUCACACCUUCUCGAGUGAAGAACGGGAGAUAGUGCGAGGCAAAAUCGAAAAAGAUGGAGGCAUAGUGAGCUUCGUAAGCGAGGUGUUGGCCACCAGUGGACUGGCCGGGACUCAGAGCGCGAAGGGAUCCGCCGCCUGCUCAAUGUCAAGCAAACAAGCACUCUCUUCAUCCGACUCUAUGCGUAUGUCAGACGAGGAUAGACGUACGCCUUCUUCACAUGCAAAGGCGGGGCCCGAGGGUCUAGGGAAUGGAGACGUUGUGUUUCGCCCAUCACAACGAGUAGUCCUCCCCACCAACGACUUCAACAUCGACGUCGAACGCCGCAAUCAGACAGCGUUUGAUCUUACGUACGUCACAGCCGUAGCCCACGUAUGGGCCAACGCGUUCUUCGAGGGGAACGGACCAGAGCAAGGCGGCUCAGCUGAUGGCUCUGGGGUUUUUGAAAUAUCAUGGGAUGCGAUGGAUGGCAUAAAAGGGAGCAGUAAGAAAGGCAUUCCAGCUUUCGACAAGAUUGCGGUUGUCUGGAAGACCCUGACCCCAGAUGGCAAACCAGGGAUUUUGAUAAAAGAACCAGCAGAAGGUGAAGAGGUUCCCCAAUCGUCACCUGCAAAUUGGAAAGGACAAGAGAACGUAGAACCAAGUGAAGAGAAAGACCUUGGUUUACGCAAGUCUAGCCCCGACGAUUCAACAACUGAUUUAAGCAAGGUAAGCAGCACUGAAAGCGGCAAGAAAAACGAUGGGAGGCGCGGUUGUGGAGCGUCAGAAACUCCGGAGAACAGCACUCUGAGCGUGCAAGGACAUAGUGGAAAAGAUUUCAUGCAAUGAUCUCCGGAUGCGAAUGAACCACCGGUAGGGACGCCGACGCGCAUGGAACGGGCGCGGACGGAUGACGCACGUCUGACCUAGAGUGGGGUGCCUGGAAGAGGACCUUGCAUGUUC